Chelonia mydas (Green sea turtle) is the source of this 8589-nucleotide messenger RNA. It is a transcript of the gene NHS, whose product is annotated as NHS actin remodeling regulator. Gene Ontology annotation, biological process: lens development in camera-type eye; cell differentiation. The record is from RefSeq and is a predicted model, not a curated record. The transcript has 9 exons. The coding region runs from base 307 to 5106 and encodes 1599 amino acids. NCBI's taxonomy places the organism in Eukaryota, Metazoa, Chordata, Testudines, Cheloniidae.
GCCGUGUGCGAGCCAGGCGGGGAGCUCGCCGCCCGGGCAGCUGAUGCUCAGAGGAGCGGGGAGCGGGGCUGGGCGCCGGUGACUUCGCCCAGCCGAGGGAGCCGCUCGCAGGCAGAGGACGCCGCCCGGGGCGCGCACCAUGGGGGACGCCCGGCCCGCCGGUGCCGGCUGUUAGCAAGUGACAGCGGACUCGGGAGAGCGCAGCAGCCCGGCGUGCGGGGCUCGCUGGGCGGCGGGGGCCGGGGAGGGCAGAGCGCUGCCGCGAUCCGCGUGUGUGUGGCUGGCUGGCGAGCCCCGGGAGCGGCGAUGCCCUUCGCCAAGCGGAUCGUGGAGCCCCAGUGGCUGUGCCGGCAGCUGCCGGCCGCCUCGCUGCUGGAGGAGAGUUUGGGCUGCCCCGAGCCCCGGGACCAGCCGCAGCCCGAGCCGGAGGAGGCUGCCGCCGUGGUGCCCGCGGCGGGGACGGAGGCUGCGGCGGUGCUGACGAUGCUGGAUCUCUGCUCCGUCAGUAACGGGGCCCUGGCCCGGAUCCUCCGGCAGCUGUCCGACGUGGCCCGGCACGCCUGCACCCUCUUCCAGGAGAUCGAGUCGGAGCUGCAGCUGGCCCAGCGCAGGGUGCGGGCGCUGCACGGCAAGAUCGGCGGGGUGCAGGGGGUGCUGCGCAGCCUGGAUCCCAAGCAGGAGGCAGUGCCUGUCUCUAACCUGGAUGCAGAGAGUAAACUGAGUGUGUACUACCGAGCACCUUGGCAUCAGCAAAGAAAUAUUUUCCACCCCUCAACCAGACCACCCUGUGUGGAGGAGCUGCACCGCCACGCCAAACAGAACCUGCGAGCCUUGCGUAGAGAACAACGAAACCGGGGUGAUAACAGAGAGCAGAAAGUCCCAGGGCCCAUCUCUGUGGUGGUUCCCCCAUUUCCCCCCUUCCCUGCAAUCUACAGUCAGAAGAGGAAAGAGAUAAAGGACCGUCACUUGCUAACAUUUAACAGCACCCGCUCGCCUUCCCCCACUGAGUGUUGCCACAUGACCCCAUGGAGUAGAAAGUCCCAUCCACCAGAGGAGGAAGAUACAGAUGUCAUGCUAGGGCAGAGGCCGAAAAAUCCAAUACAUAAUAUCCCUUCUACACUGGAUAAGCAAACUAAUUGGAGCAAAGCACUACCUCUCCCAACUCCAGAGGAGAAAAUGAAACAAGAUGCCCAAGUGAUUUCCUCUUGCAUUAUCCCCAUCAAUGUCACUGGAGUUGGUUUUGACAGAGAGGCUAGUAUACGCUGCUCUCUUGUUCAUUCACAAUCUGUACUACAGCGAAGACGAAAGUUGAGAAGGAGGAAAACCAUCUCUGGCAUCCCCAGAAGAGUGCAACAAGAAAUAGAUUCUGAUGAAUCACCAGUAGCGAGAGAACGGAAUGUGAUUGUGCAUGCAAAUCCAGACUUCUCAAGUACAAUCAACAGAAGAUCAGGUACCAGAGACUCUGAGUGCCAGACUGAAGAAAUUCUCAUUGCUGCUCCAUCCAGAAGAAGAAUCCGAGCUCAGAGAGGUCAAAGUGUUGUAGCCUCCUUGUCACAUUCAGCCGGCAACAUUUUGGUGUUGACAGACAACGGUGACGCGAUGUUCACUACAGCAGUGAGCCACCGUAUCCGAUCACGGAGUCUUCCUCGUGAAGGUGUUAGAGCCAGUGAAGCUGAUCAAGAUGCUGAUGCCAAAACUUCAGUGUAUGAAGCAGAAGACUUUUUGGCAAGCCAAGAAAGAAUCCCGAAAAAGGGUAACAAUGCCAUCAAUAACCAGGGUUCACAAGAACACCAGCCCAUAGGUUUAACUUGUUCUCAGCACCUACACAGCCCAGAACAUAAUGUAAAUGAGAGAGGGAGGUCGAGGUUGUCAAGGAUGGCAGAUUCUGGAAGCUGUGAGAUUUCAUCAAACUCUGACACCUUUGGGAGCCCCAUUCACUCUAUCUCCACAGCAGGAGUCCUUCUUAGCAGUCACAUGGACCAGAAAGAUGACCAUCAAUCCUCGAGUGGGAACUGGAGUGGAAGUAGCUCAACAUGUCCCUCACAGACAUCGGAAACCAUUCCUCCUGCUGCUUCUCCUCCGCUGACUGGCUCUUCACACUGUGACUCAGAAUUGUCACUGAACACUGCUCCUAAUGCCAAUGAAGAUUCUAGUGUCUUUAUAACAGAGCAGUACAGUGAUCACAUCGAUAAGGUUCGAGGUCACAGGGCAAGCUCCUUCACCUCCACUGUAGCAGAUUUACUUGAUGACCCCAAUAACAGCAACACAAGCGAUAGUGAAUGGAAUUACUUGCAUCAUCAUCACGAUGCAUCCUGUCAUCAAGAUUUCAGCCCUGAACGCCCAAAGGACGACAGCCUAGGAUGCCCAAGUUUUACGAGUAUGGCCACUUACGAUAGUUUUCUAGAAAAGACCCCAUCUGACAAAGCAGACACUAGCUCACACUUUUCUGUGGACACUGAAGGAUAUUAUACCUCCAUGCACUUUGACUGUGGUCUCAAAGGUAAUAAAAGUUAUAUUUGUAACUAUGCAGCCACAGGCUCUGAGAAUGGCCGGAAUGCAGAUGUUGCUUCCAGUCUCACUGAUUGUGCCUGGCAGGAUUACGUAAACCACAGGAGGCAGGGAAGACAGAGCAUCUCUCUCAAGAAACCAAAGGCAAAGCCAGCCCCACCAAAACGCAGUUCAUCUUUGAGGAAAUCUGAUGGCAGCACAGAACUUCCUGAGAAGAAAGAACCAAAGAUAAACAGUGGGCAGCAUGUGCCUCACACUUCCAGGGAAAUGAAGCUGCCACUUGAGUUUUCAAAUUCACCUUCUAGAAUGGAAAACUCUAAUCUGCCAAGCAAACAGGAACUCUCCUGGAUUAAUCAGAAUGAUAGUGAAUUAAAGAACAUUCAGUUUGACACCACGGAUAUUCCAUCAUUUAAAGAUGAAGGUGCUGAACAAUCUCACUAUGCAGAUCUCUGGCUUCUAAAUGACUUGAAAUCUAAUGAUCCUUAUAGGUCUUUAUCCAAUUCAAGCACUGCUACGGGUACUACAGUCAUAGAAUGCAUAAAGUCGCCAGAAAGUUCUGAAUCACAAACAUCACAGUCCGGAUCGAGAGCCACCACCCCAUCCCUCCCUUCUGUUGAUAAUGAGUUUAAGCUGGCUUCCCCGGAAAAGUUGGCUGGUUUAGCAUCACCCUCUAGCGGUUACUCCAGUCAGUCUGAAACACCAACAUCCUCUUUCCCGACAGCUUUCUUCUCUGGGCCCUUAUCUCCAGGGGGUAGUAAAAGAAAGCCAAAAGUACCAGAAAGGAAGUCCUCAUUGCAACAGCCUUCUUCUAAAGAUGGCAUUGUUUCUCUAAACAAAGAUCUAGAACUUCCAAUUAUACCUCCUACUCAUCUUGACCUAAGUGCUCUUCAUAAUGUCUUGAAUAAACCAUUUACUCACAGAAACCAGUUGCAUGCUUUUAAUCACAAUAAACAGAAUACGGUAGGAGAAGCACUGAAUCCUAAUCCUCCACCAGCCCUUGCUAUUACACCUUCAGUUCUAAAAUCUGUUCACCUUAAAUCAAUUAAGCCUGAAGAAGUGAAACAAAAAGACGAUAAUACAGACCUUCUCUGCAUACAAGAAACCACAUUAAUGGUGACUGCCAUUUCUCCAGGCAAAAUGAGGCCACUUGUAGCUAAGAAAUCAAUAUCACGUCAGUACUCUACUGAAGAUGCCAUAAUGUCCUAUAUUGAUUCUUCUCCAGUGGAGACAGGCCCUGAUAAACUGCAUUCAGAAAAAGGUUCAUCUAUCAGUGUACAGAAUAAUUGUGAUCAAGAAACUGUAACCUUAGCAAAUGUGGGUAUUUUAGAAGCAAAAACCAUGAAAGACCAAAUGCACCCAGUUGGUGAGCCUUUACCAGAGAACACACAAGUAUGUAACACUUCUGCAGAAGGGUUUCAAAAAGGUUUAGCUGCCUUUACAAGUGAUUAUGAAGUUAAGAUAACUUAUCAUGAAACAGAUCAGGAAGGGAGCCUUGAUCCUGUGCAGAUUAAGCAAGAAUUACCUGCAGUCUAUGAACAAAAGUUGGAAUCUAAACCUGUGGAUGAAACCACAUUCCAGUCUGAUCCACCAGCUGGGGGAGCAGACAUUAGUAAUCAGCCUAAGCAUCAGUUUGAUAUAAGCCACCGUGAUGACAAAGUGCCUGGGAAUAUCAGCUGUGAAUCAGAGAUAUCACCUGUAAAUUCACUUAAUGAAAAAAGUUCUGAGCAGGAAAAUGAUGUUGCAUCAGGUAUUCCAACCAAAAGUGCCUCUGAUGACAGCAGGGCAGAGGAGACACAGGGGAGUGCAGAUGAUGCUUCACUGAAAGAAUCUUCUCCAAGUGAUGAUUCCAUAAUUUCACCAUUGAGUGAAGAUUCUCAGACUGAAGCAGAAGAUGUUUUUGUGUCUCCAAACAAACCUCGCACUACAGAGGAUCUAUUUGCAGUCAUUCACAGAUCAAAAAGGAAAGUACUUGGGAGAAAAGAUUCUGGAGAUCUUUCUGUAAGAAACAGAUUGAGAGCUUCAUCUGGGGCCAGCAGCACGUCACCUGCCAGCAGCGUGUCACCUGCCAGCAGCGUGCCACCUGCCAGCAGCGUGCCACCUGCCAGCAAUGUGGGAGCCGCAGCAAGCAGUCAGAGGUCUCCUGGUCUUAUUUACAGGAAUGCCAAAAAGUCCAACACAUCUAACGAGGAAUUUAAGCUACUGCUCCUUAAAAAGGGCAGUCGAUCGGAUUCUAGCUAUAGGAUGUCAGCGACCGAGAUACUAAAGAGCCCUAUUUUGCCCAAAUCUCCCAGUGAGCUAAUUGUGGAUUCUCCUCAAAACACUGAUGAGACUCCCCAGGCAUCAUCAACUCCUGACACAUUAUCCCCAAUGUCUCCUUGCUCCCCUAGAGUUAAUGCAGAAGGUUUCUCCUCCAAGAGUUUUUCUAUGUCUGCAUCUUCAAGAGUAGGGCGUUCACGGGCACCUCCUGCAGCCAGCAGCAGCCGUUACAGCGUACGCUGUAGGCUGUACAAUACGCCAAUGCAAGCUAUAUCAGAAGGAGAAACUGAGAAUUCAGAUGGCAGCCCUCAUGACGACCGAUCUUCUCAGAGUUCAACAUAGGUUGCCUAAGCUCCAGAGAGCCAGACGGUUGACUGUGAAACUUGUAAACUCUGAAAUUACUGGGGUUAUAAAAGGAUGUGAAUAUAACAGGCCAACUCUGUAGCAGUCAAAACAAUUGCUGGGCAAUAUCAAUGCUUAAAAGUGUUUGUGUUUAUAAGAUGCUGGGAAAACAGAAAUUUAGAGCUGUAGCGAAUGAUUAUGUUUUCUAAAAAGUAGAAAUAUAAGCUAUGUCUCUUCUGUUUACCUUAAGUUUCAUUUAUCCUACUCUCAUUCCUGUUGUCACUGUAGAUUUCAAAAUCAUCCAUUUUCAUAGAAUUAAAAAUAACUUUUUUUUUUAAGUUGCCCAUUUAGGAACAAAACCUCUCACUGUAGUGCUUCCCUAGGGAAAAAAUGAAAUUGUGCUUACGGAUUGGUAUUUUUCUACACUAAAAUGAACUGAAACAAAAUUUAGAAAAAAUUAACAAAACAUAUGUAAAUACCAUAUUUUUGAUAAUAAUCUGUAAAUAGAAUUAUCAGAAAAAAGUGGACACGUGGCAAAUAGUUUACUGCAUAACAACUUUGUUUAUAGAAGACAAAAGUAGUAAAAUGUACUAACUGUAUUCUGUGAAUACCAUUUUUAUAUCAAACAUCAUAUUUACAUGUCCACCAAUACCACUUUCAGUGUGAUCAAAUCUGAAUUCUAACUGUAUGAAAGAAAAUCUCAAUGUUAAUUAAUGAAAUAUUAAGGCUAAUUAAGAGCUGAUUAAUUUUAAAGUAACCAUUUGUCUUUCAAAAUUUAGCUCAAAACAAGCUAAUUGCAAAGUGCAGCUGUGAGUUUCAAUGUGGUAAUUGGUAGGGAUGGAAAGCAUGCUUUUAACAGAACAAAAUCAUUUCUAAUGCAAAGCCCCAAGCAGUCACAUUUGACAGUGUCCCUUAGCCCUUUAUUCUGACAUGGAUAGCAUUAGAGAGAAUAGAUAUGAGGAAACGGUACUUAUUUUCAUAUUCUUAUUAGGCUAUUGGGACACAUAACCCAGUCAUAACCCGAGAACUAUAAUCUUUAAACAUGAUUAGUUUCUGGUUCUUAAAGGAAACAAAUAAAUUAUAAGCAUGCAACAAGCACCGUUUUAUCAGUAAAUAUUUGCAAUGAGUUUUCAGUGAAGCUUUCUCUUUGUGCUGAUGAGAUUCAUGCUACCUAAAUAUUUACAGAAAUGACACUGUGAAAAAAAUGUAGCGGGGAAAUAGGUGUGUGUGUGUGUGUACACGUUAUUUAUAUUCAUUAUUAAAUGAGGAAUGCUCUGGUUCAUUGUGCCAGCCACAUACAGCUUAAGUUUUGUCUGGGUUUACCAGAAAUGCUUAACAGGGGAGGGAUGAGAUGGGGGCGGGAAAGGAGAUGAGUCAGAGCAAAUGCUUUGAUAAACUGAAGGCAGGGAAACAAAAGCUGAAUUACUUGAAGUUACUUGAAUUUUCUUGUCUUAAAACUGAAAGAAAAUGUAGCUGUGAGCUCAAGCCACAAGUUGUUUUAUACCUUUAAUUUUUAAACAAAAUGAAACCAAUGUUUAAAAUGAUAGGCCUGAUUCCCUUUUGUUACACCAGUUUUCCAACGGUGUAGUACCACUUAAGCCAAGAGGAGAAACAGGCCCUAUUUGUUCAAAAUGUAAGCAGUUGGUAUUGCUUACAGACAGUAGAAUAUGCUUUUGAACAUGGGAUGGUUUAAUGGAGAGGACAGCUUUUAAGAAAGAAUGUGGCAUGCAGUAGGACAGAGUGAGUAGGAUGACAGAAAGGUACUUUGGUACUAAAGAAAUCAAAUAAAUUUGGCUUCAAGCAUAAGUAAACGAUGAUAGGGAAGUGGGAUGUGUGAAAGGGGCUUUAUUGGUUUAGGUUUUAGUUAUACAAUGCAUAGGGCAGAGGGUUUUAAAAGAAGGCAAAUAAUAUUUUGAAGAGGAAGAUUCUAUUUAAAAUUGGAAUGAUUGAAUAAACUAGAAUGACUUUAACAAAAAUUUGAAUGUUAAUUCCCAGUAGAAGGAUGUCCUAUUUCAUCUUGCGUACACCACAAAAAAUAUAAUUCAGGGUUUCCUACCGUCCUUCUGUGCAGUGUGAUAGCAUACAGUACGUGGGCUAUGGUCAGUGUGUGCAUGUGAGUAUGUGUGUUGGGGGUGGGAAUUAAAUCGGCAAAACAGUUUAAAACAUCAUAAAAACCUGGAGGUGUUUAAAGAAAGAUAAGUGGGUCAAGGUUUUGGAAAUAAGUCUCAUUGCUUGUGUUAACAGGCUAGUUAAGAAAACCUGAGUCUAAGUGCAGGUGAAAUAAAUGAAUUAGUAUGUUUUUUACCGGGCAUGUUUAGCAUAUCUCAAAAUACUUUUUUUGGAGAACGUGAGUAAAUGAAGUUGAUGAGUCAGACAGAACAGUCUUAUUCGGUCAUCUUGGGUCAUUUACCUUAGAAUGUAUAUCAGCAGCCCUUUUAUAAUAUCUUUAAAGACGUUAUAUGUGCUUUAAAAAUCAUUCUAAAGUUUAAGCAGAAAACAGCUGAGUUGAUUUUGAUAAAUUGAUAUCACCUUUUAUUAACAAACUAGGCAUUUAAUUUCAUACUGGUACCAUAUAGCAUAUGGUACCAGUAUGAAAAUUAAACGUGUAUGAAAUUAAAUAUAUAUAAACAUUUUGACUUGAAUUAUGAGGCAUUAAUAUACCCUCUGUAUGUAUUGCUCACAGAACUAUCGCAUCAAAUAUAGUUUUACUUAUUUUGUUUAAUCUAAAAUCUAUGACAAAGUUUUUCUAUUUUCUAUUUAACAGAUUUAAACCCAAAUAAAGCUGGAUUGUAAAUCCUCUAAGAGAAAAAAAAAAAGAAUUCACAAUCAUAACAAGUGUGGGAGCCAGAAAAUGUUUUAAAGGAAACCCCUUUAGUGAGGUAUAUAUCUUUAAGGCACUCAAGACAAGCUUUAGAAAAUAACAACACAUAUCUUGAAACUUAUGCAGCUGUUUUUGUGUCUGAAAAAUAACGUUUUUUUCUUUUCUUUUUUUCUUUUGUGGCAGCAUAGAGGACAUGGAAUAGUUGUAGCAAAUAAAGCAAAUGUUUGCUUUUGCCAAAGGUCAGUGAUUGAGUGCAUUUGCUGCAAUGGUGGCAGAUUUAGAGAAAUACUGUAGGUUAUGACUUAAAGAUUAAAAAAAAUUAAGAAGGUUACAGUGUAACUAUUUUGGUACUAGCACCAGUUCAUGCUGGCAGAAAAGACAAUGGUUUAUGGACUUGCAUCCAUUUUGUAUUUUUGUAAUAUUUGUAAAUAUGAACUUUUUAAAUUGUUGCAAAGACGGUUUCUUUUGUAAAAUGUUUUCAAAGUUUACAUUAAAUCCAAGCCUUUGUAUAUUUUAGAGCUGUGCAACACUUUAAGUCUUGUAUUUAUUUUUAGUAAAAACAGUGACAGUUUCAUUGUGAACCCCUCAAAAAAUGUGUCAGAAAAGUUUGAUUACCUAGAAAGUGUGUAUAGAAACUGCAAAUAAACGUGACUGCAAUUAAA